Messenger RNA from Lineus longissimus, 946 nucleotides. Its product is annotated as leucine-rich repeat-containing protein 75A-like. Bases 1 to 924 code for a protein of 307 amino acids. NCBI's taxonomy places the organism in Eukaryota, Metazoa, Nemertea, Pilidiophora, Heteronemertea, Lineidae. The transcript has 5 exons. The record is from RefSeq and is a predicted model, not a curated record.
AUGGGAAGUGCAUCCAGCCGCGGCUCUUCAAAAUCUCCUGGAGCGUCUCCACGGCGUGACCACGAACAGCAAGUGGAUUUAGCCGACCGCCAGUGGUCCUGCACCACCCGUCAUCACCUCAUUCACCUCAUUAGCGCGGACGUGGCCGAGGGUGAACUGGAUCAUGCACUUCAAAUGGCCAAACUACUCAAUAAGCUCUUUGGUAUUGGUGUACCCGGAGAAGGAAACGUGGACCCAGAUGCGAUCAUCGGCGUGGAAGCAGAUGAAAAUGAAGUAGAACACUUUGUCCUGGAUAGGAAGUCUGUGAUUCUCAUGCACAACAUGAUUGGCUUCAUGGAGAACAAGCCACCAGGUUGGAAGGAACAAUUAAACAUGAUAUGUAACGAACUCUCCAUCCAUGUGGCGCCGCCUGUAUUACGCGGCAGCUUCCCCCUCGAUGACAUCCCCAUCCGGGAACUUGUGCUGACCUGCCUUGACCUCUACAAGACAAUAACGAAGAUUGGCACGGUCCGGAGCAUCAUUGACAGGAACAGAUCAAUUACGAAGAUCGAGAUGAGCUACACUGGUAUCACUAGCGACAGUUUCAAGAUGUUGCUUCCAUCCGUAGCUACACUAGAAUGUCUUGUCUUCCUAGGCCUGAAGGGGAAUAGGCUUGAAAAGAGUAUUGUCACCGAUAUGACAUUGAUAAUGGAGAACCCCAAGAAGUUCAGGAGUCUCAAAUGGGUAGACUUCAGGAAUAACGUGGAUAUCUUCACCGUGUCACAGAGGUACCUUCACCUACUGAAGGAACGAUGGGAUACCAGACGUUAUAAUCCCCCGUUCAGAGUGGUCGCCGAAGAAAGCGGUCGACAGCUGCGGAAACAUCUCCAUGAAACCUUGGAGCAUCAGGGUACCCAAAGCAAGCAAUAUGCUGUGCCCAAUUAGAAUCAAUUUCGACUUUAUUAAA